UAAUACAGAAAUAUAAUACUGAUAAUAAACAACAAUAAUGAUUUUGAUAUAUGAGAGUGACACAUAAUAUUAAAUGAUUAUAUACCAUGAACGAAUUAUGAUAACAUUCACAUAUAAUUCCCACAAUCUGGAUGAGGGAUAAUGCUAAUAAUAGAAAUAAACAAUGAUAAACAGACAAGCAUUUCUAUUUGACAAAAUAGGUCUUAAACACGUAGCAGCUCUGAACUGGGACGGGGCAGUGUGGCGCCCUCUCGUGAUUCAGAUUCUGCUUGGCACCGAAGAAUCAGGCACUUUCCACGCAACUUACAGCGAGCAGAGAGUGGCACCCUCGUCACCUUGGUCGCUGGAAAACCUGGGGGCUUAUCAUGGAAAUGCCGGGGAAGCGCUCUCGGGAAGCAUCGGGAAGCCGUUCGGACAACUCUGGUGGAAUCACAUAAAGGCCUCCGUCAGCGAAAAGCCUAUCGUCUGGAAACCUCUCGAAGCGACCGGGAAGAGGAUCGUCUCCUUCGUCGUGAGAGUCAGGCCUUUGGACUACGAUCGAGCCGUCUCCUGCCCGCCCAUCGUGACAUCAGAACAGGAAUGGUCGUCCGUGGAAAUAAAAGCCGAUUUAGACCGCGGUUCAGGAUCUCGUCUUACCUACUACUGCCCAGAUUCUGAAGCACCCGAAGGAACCUCAGAAUCGCCCACCGCUCCUUCGGGAAAAAUCUACUGCAGGAGGGACGCGAAGGGAACUCUAGCAUGGCGUCCUGUGUUGGAUCAUCCGUGCGUGUUCCGGUGUCCCGAGAACUACACGGAGACAGACGAAGGCAAGUCUUGCGUCCGCUUCGUAGAUUCCGAGACAGAGCUGGGGAUUUUCGGCGCCGCGCUUGUGUGCGAAGCAGAAGGGGCAUCCCUGGCACCCAUCCAGAGUCUGAAGGAACUCACGCCCAUCACGACGGACCGGUUGUACUACACCGCCCACGUCUGGUCUUCUGGAUCUCUCAAGCCGCCACUCCCUCCCGAGCUCUCGUGUCAACCUCUCCCUGACUGUAAGGUAAAUGAUGAUAAAGAUGAAAAGGACAUUUAUGAUAUCAAUGGAUAAACAUUUGGUGAAAAGGCAGCACGAGGUUAGUUAUAUGAUAUAAUGUAUGCUUUAGAGGAUAUGUUUAUUUUAUGCAGGGGACUAGACGUAUUCCACGGUGAUAGAAAGGGUUAAUUUGAUAAAAAUAUGAAUAAAGAAAUUAUAACAAUAUAAGCCCAAUAAAUAUC
Penaeus chinensis is the source of this 1248-nucleotide messenger RNA. RefSeq lists its product as uncharacterized. Bases 164 to 1081 code for a protein of 305 amino acids. NCBI's taxonomy places the organism in Eukaryota, Metazoa, Arthropoda, Malacostraca, Decapoda, Penaeidae. The transcript has 8 exons. The record is from RefSeq and is a predicted model, not a curated record.